Molecule: messenger RNA, 752 nt
Organism: Capsicum annuum
Lineage: Eukaryota; Viridiplantae; Streptophyta; Magnoliopsida; Solanales; Solanaceae
Product: glu S.griseus protease inhibitor-like
Exons: 2
Coding region: 40-276 (78 amino acids)
Biological process (GO): response to wounding
Molecular function (GO): serine-type endopeptidase inhibitor activity
Source: RefSeq, a predicted model, not a curated record
CACAUAUCUACAUAGUCAUUUAUAAUCAAUUAAUCAAAUAUGAGUACUUCUAGGUGCCCUUCUGAACCGUGUAAGAUUACUGGUAAGUCAGUGUGGCCAGAGCUACUAGGACAAACUGCAGAGAAAGCUGUGAGUGUAAUAAAGCAAGAGAAUCCUACUCUUCACCCUGUGGUGUUAAACAUAUCGAAGCCAAUUCCAGAGCCAGUAGAUUGUACUCGUGUUCUUGUCUUUGUUAAUGACAACAAUAAGGUUGCUCUCCCACCUGUUGUUUGUUGAACUUCAUUAGUACUUUUAAAGUGUUUCGAUGGACUUAUAAAAUAAGGCUUAUAAGCCAAUAGCUUUAGUUUACUGCUUAUUUCCCUUAAAUUUCCCGCUUAUCUACAAUUUCCAUCCUUUAUAAUAAAUGGCUUAUAUAAGCCAAUAUCUUUAGUUUGCUCCUUAAAUUCAAUAUAGUGAGUAUUGAUCUUAUGUCCAUUUAAUUUCAAUAAAGCAUAUCUGCAAUUUUCAUUCUUACUUCAACAGAAUUUUACUUAAGAUGUUUUCAAUUUUGAUCUAUAUAUACUAAUUGUCAAUGUAUAUUUGAAUAAGUAUAUCAUAGGCUACUGCAUCGAUCCUGUUACAGACAACAAGAUUACUUGUACGUUAUCUCGUUAAAUUAUUUUUAUUAGGUGUGGAAGAUUUAAUUCAUGAAAAUAUAAUUGGCCUAAUUCAUUUAAAUUUAAUUUGAAUAAUUAGUUUAACUGACGGUUUAG